Molecule: messenger RNA, 1611 nt
Organism: Cladocopium goreaui
Lineage: Eukaryota; Dinophyceae; Suessiales; Symbiodiniaceae
Source: the annotation of a GenBank genome assembly
AUGCCGCAGGUGCUGCCGCAGGUGCUGCCGCAGGUGCUGCCGCAGGUGCUGCCGCAGGUGCCGCAGGUGCCGCAAGUGACCCAAGAGCCGCAACAGCAGGUGGCAGAGGUGGCAGAGGUGGCAGAGGUGGCAGAGGUGGCAGAGGUGGCAAAGGUGACAGAGGUAGCACGGCGUGCUUAUGUGCCGAAACCGCCACGUGAGGGCCCGCCAUGUUUGAUAAACUGCUUGAGGGCGCUCCGCGCAAACCCCGGGGAUGUACAGAUGGCCCUCGCAGCAGCGGAGGAGCCGAAAAAUGAUUUCUUCACCUCUGCCAUCAUCCUCGGCGGCCCAUCUGGUAUGCCGAAAAGACCUCUCCUUUGCGUCGAAGUGACGCAACAAACCAUAGAGUGCGAGGGAAGCACGCCCUGUUGCGGUGUGGCGAUGCUGACGCUCGAGUUCGAGCAGCUGGAGGAGACGCUGGCCAAUUGGCCAGAUCCAAAAGACCAUCCUCAAGAGCUUGAGCAGAUGGAGAAAGAGCAGAAGGAGCUGGUCAAAGCAAAAUACCCGGGUGCACAGGGAGGUGCAAGAGCCAGCAGGGAGUUCGCGGCCCCUCCGGCCUCUGUUCUGGUUUUGCAGCUGAAACCUACGACGCCCAUUGCGGCUUCGAAAUUUGAGGUUCAACUUUACCUCGAGGUGCCAAGGGACGUGGUUUUGCUGCUGGAAACGUUGAUGACUUUCCGAUGUCUUGCAUGCCGCUUCCGUCGCAGCUUUCUCUAUCUCAUCCGGGGUUUGAUCUGCAUCGGGUCGACAGUGGAAGAUGGCGUCUGCAAAUGCAUCUUCCAGCCACCGCUGCUGCAACUUGCUGAAGGGGAAGGGCUCCAGGAGUUGUUGAAGCCCUUCUUCGGCCGCCGGACUCCAGCAGCACCACCGGCACAGUCCGAGUUAGGUUCUACUCUCUUGGAAGAACCUGUGCCAGCAUGUCAGCGUGAGCUGAAACAGGUUGUGGCAUCUGCGACGCCUGCAGAGGCACCAAACCAGGAGCAGAUGCCGCAGCAGAUGCCGCAGGUGCUGCCGCAGGUGCUGCCACAGGUGCUGCCGCAGGUGCCGCAGGUGCCGCAAGUGACCCAAGAGCCGCAACAGCAGGUGGCAGAGGUGGCAGAGGUGGCAGAGGUGGCAGAGGUGACAGAGGUGGCACGGCGUGCUUAUGUGCCGAAACCGCCACGUGAGGGCCCGCCAUGUUUGAUAAACUGCUUGAGGGCGCUCCGCGCCAAUGUCGGGGAUGUACAGAUGGCCCUCGCAGCAGCGGAGGAGCCGAAAAAUGAUUUCUUCAGCUCUGCUAUCAUCCUCGGCGGCCCAUCUGGUAUGGCCACAAGACCUCUACUUUGCGUCGAAGUGACGCAACACGGCAUAGAGUGCGAGGGAAGCACGCCCUUUUGCGGUGUGGCGAUGUUGACAAUCGAGUUCGACCAGCUGGAGGAGACGCUGGCCAAUUGGCCAGAUCCAAAAGACCAUCCUGAAGAGCUGGAUCAGAUGGAGAAAGAGCAGAAGGAGCUGAUGCUCAGCUGCGCUAUGCUGCGAAGAUUGCUGGGGCUGAGAUUCGUAGAGUCACACGCUGGAGCUGAGAUGAUUUGA